Melanotaenia boesemani (Boeseman's rainbowfish) is the source of this 1547-nucleotide messenger RNA. RefSeq names its product macrophage mannose receptor 1-like. Lineage: Eukaryota; Metazoa; Chordata; Actinopteri; Atheriniformes; Melanotaeniidae. The transcript has 6 exons. Bases 24 to 1010 code for a protein of 328 amino acids. The record is from RefSeq and is a predicted model, not a curated record.
AGGAACACAGCGAACGGACAAGGAUGGAGAAGUUUCUGCUGUUUGUCAUUGCUGCAUCAGCGCUGCUUGGCAUCUCCUCUUUCGCUGAAUGUGCGUUUUAUUUUGUUUAUGACCAGAAGACCUGGACCGAAGCUCAGAGUUACUGCGAAGAAAAGUUUAAUGGCCUGGCCCCUAUUAACAACAUGGAGGAUGUGGAGAUCCUGAACAACCACGGGAAUUUGAGCAAAAUGCUUGCACUGGACGGCAACAACCUCGCCUGGAUUGGGCUGCGCAAAGACAUGUCCAUCUUUGUUUGGUCCGACAUAGAGUUCUAUGAAGAUGAUAAUACAAUGUUCAGAAACUGGAAAUCUGGAGAACCAAACAACUUCCAUGGUAUUGAAAGCUGUGUAAUAAUGCGGGAUGAUGGGCUGUGGAAUGAUUACCCGUGUGACUCUACCUUGAACUCAGUCUGCUAUGAGAGAGUUUCAGGGUCAACAGUGAAUUUUGUCUUCAUCGAUCAAAAAAUGAACUUCACAGAGGCUCAGACCUUCUGUAGAGAACAAUACACAGACCUGGUCAGCAUCACUACUUCAUCUGACAACGAGAAGAUAAAGCAGCUGUUACCUCCAGGUUCCCCUGCCUGGAUCGGACUUUUCAGAGGCUACUGGGAGCUGCUGAAUGGAUCCAAGUCCACAUUCAUGUACUGGUCAGAGUGGCAACCUGACACAGAGAAGAACUGUUCGGCAGCCAACUUUCAAAACUCUGGAAAAUGGGAGUAUUCGAACUGUGACACCAGGAUGUCCUUCAUUUGCAACACGCCUGUUUUAAAGCAAGUGGUGAGAGUGAAGUUGGCGAGAAGCUCCUCUCUGGAUCUCAAUGACCCUGCUGUGCUGGAAGACUUGCUGAAGAAGCUCAAGCAGAAGCUGAAGGACCAGGGAGUGAGUGAAGACUUCAGCCUGAGCUGGAGGAAGCAGCCAGAUGGGAAGAUCUUCUACAAGGAGGAGGAGGAAGCGAUGAAGACCACUUCAUAAUAAGAGGAGCUUUAAAUGAUAGAUGUGCUUCUAGUAAGGAAUGACUUCUAAUAGAAUAGAGAUGAAUGCUGUAACUGUCAUGUUCUGUAGAUUCUGGUUCUGUUGGGUUUAGUUCCUGUUUAACUUCUGUUUCUGGGCUUGUUUUAAUCCCUCAGUGUGUUACUUGGUUUGCUGUUUAACUUGGUUUCUGGUCUAGUUAACAUUGGUUAGUCAUGUGUUAUUACUUCCCGUUAUGACUGGUAAUCCAUGGAGAAGGAUUAAGGGAAAGUCUCGCUUAUCUCAAUAAGUCUGGAUCAUCAAAGUGAGAGUUCACUUCCAUCGUUGUGGCUUAUAUGAGUCACAGCUGAGUUACCAUGGUAACUAGUGCUGGAGACUCAGUCUGCUCCGGACCAGGACAGCUUUGCAGCUCAUUCAAGUCUCGCCUUAAAGAAUGUCAGACUGUUCUAAACUGGACUCCCAAAAGAGUUUUCCUAUAAAUUCCCCCUAAUGCUGCUCAUGUCAUGUAAUAAAAUAGUAAUAAAAUCUAUUAAAAUCAGA